Molecule: messenger RNA, 2139 nt
Organism: Juglans regia (Persian walnut)
Lineage: Eukaryota; Viridiplantae; Streptophyta; Magnoliopsida; Fagales; Juglandaceae
Product: transcription initiation factor TFIID subunit 8-like
Exons: 1
Coding region: 249-1118 (289 amino acids)
Cellular component (GO): transcription factor TFIID complex
Molecular function (GO): protein heterodimerization activity
Source: RefSeq, a predicted model, not a curated record
AUAAAGUAGCUCAUUGCUAUGGGCCAAACUCUGAUAGACUUCAGGUAUUUUCCCUCGACUUUUUUGAAUCAAUACAUUACCCAUCGUUUCUCCCAUUUUGAGUUUUUUCUUCUUCAAUAAAUAAAUAAAUAAAUUUAAAAUAAAAACCCUGUAUCCCCAUUAAUAAAACCGGACCCCAAAUUCUCCAUUGACAAAACCAGACUCCUAGGGUUUUUUGAGGAUCAUGUACGUCUCCUUCAACGAUCACCAUGAAAUCAAAGCUCCGAAAGGAAGCUAAAACCCAAUCUUCGACGACGACGACGACGACGACGACGACUGCAACCCCAUCGGAGCUCUCGUUCGCCAUAGCCAGAAUCGCAGUCUCCCAGAUCUGUCAGUCAGUGGGAUUCAAAGCCACCCAGCUCUCCGCCCUCGAGACCCUGACCCUCGUGGCCACCAAGUACCUCCAGGCCAUAGCCGGGUCCGCCGCCUCCUUCACCAACUCCUCCAACCGCACCCAAUCCAACCUCCUCGACCUCACCAACGCCCUCCACGACGUCGUUUCACUCCACAGCGGCGGCUUAUCAGGAGGCUCCAUUCUCCACAGACCCACUUCCACUCUCCUUUCCACCUCAGGGGUCCUAAAGGACCUCGCCAAUUUUGUCUACUUCCACGACGAAAUCCCAUUCGCCAAGCCGAUUCCCCGGCCGGACCGUACUAGUUCCUCCGGGAACUCGAGUCCCGGGACUAAAAAAUUAGAUUGUUCCAGGGGCUCGAAUGUGCCAAAAUGGCUGCCCGGAUUUCCGAACGGAAACAAUGGGGUUGAUGAGAUUUACCCAGGGAAGGGAAAGAGAAAGAACGGGGAGAGCUUGUGGGAGGAAUCGGUUCUAGUGGGGAGUGAUUUGGGGUGGAAGAAUUGGAAUGAAAAUGGUCGAAAAAGGGUAGUAGGGGAGGGGAAAGUGGAAACGGGGAGAGGGAAGGUGAGGUUUAAGAUGGGUUCAAGGAGUGGGGUUUGUAGACUAGAAAACAAUAAGAACAAUGUCAAUGACAAAAGUAAUGGGAUUGAUGAGGAAGAGAAGAUCCUUGUGUACAAGAGAAGAAGAAGAAGGGAUGAUGGUGGGCGCUUAAUCAAUUUGUGAUAAAUUAAAGUCAUAAAGAGAGUAUAGAUCAAGUUGUAUCCUCCAUCUGUAAUGUGAUUUUGAGUUCAAACAUUUUCAAGAAGAUUGAUUAGGGUGGUAUUUGAAUGAAUUAUGAUUUGGAUAAUGCACUCAAGAUUAACAAGGCCAGCAGCAGGAUUCGAACCGGAGCAUUGGCGGACGCCCCCCAAGGGCCAAAACAUUAUCAUUGACAACCAAGAGGGCUAAUUUUCAUUCCUACAAUACAUUUGUCCUCUUAAAUAUUUUGUUUGGCAUGAGUGGAUGAAGUUUGGUCUAGCGACUCCCUUCUGUGUUUGGUUGUCAUGAAAGUUCAUUUUGUGCCCAUGAAAUUUCUUGUUCUAAACAAAUGCCUUGCACACAAAUGGAACAUGUAUUGGAAUGUAUCAUAGUAAUUAACGAGUGAUUUAGAAGCUUGAGAAAAGAGGAGAUAUUUAAUCGGAUUAAGCAUGCCCAAACAAGCAAAUACAUCUUCUUCCACAGCUUUUAGAAUUAGAGAAUAUUGGAACAAGUAACUAAAAAGCCCCCCAUAUCCUGCCAUAAAACUUCUCUACCUAAAAUAACACGUUGCUUUUAAGAAUUCAAGAAAAAAAAAUCGAAAUAAGGGUCUACGGCAAUCUAAACAUGGCUAUAAAAUCCGCUUUGUUAAAGCUCAUAACCAGGCUGUAGCACUACAAGAUUUCGUUAAUCGUCAGCGAAAGUCGUGUUAAAUCUUUCGUUGUCCCGUACUUUGAAUAAGGCAACCACCAAAGGCAAAGGUCAUAGUUUAGUUUCAAGCCAAUCAAAACGACUUGCAUUUAAGAGCAAUGUCGGGACAUCUUGAAGACUUCGUGCCAAGUAUCUGUAUUCUGUAAGUUGCUAAAAUCAAACUACAUGAAAAAUCAUGAUAUAUAUAUAUAUAUAUAUAUAGGAUAUUUGUGCUGUAUAUGAUCGCGAGUUUAGAUAAACAGGAUAAAAAGCCUCUUGCAGAAAACUGCUCAUUAUCAGCAGUUGAACCCAUGGCAAA